Molecule: messenger RNA, 1861 nt
Organism: Cuscuta epithymum
Lineage: Eukaryota; Viridiplantae; Streptophyta; Magnoliopsida; Solanales; Convolvulaceae
Source: the annotation of a GenBank genome assembly
CUUUUAUCAUCAUCUUCUUCUUCCUUAUUUGAUCUUCAUUUCAUCACUUGCGUUGGAAUUCCAGCAUGAGACUGAUUGUCCCCUUACAAGGCGUAGUUCAAGGAAGAGGAGGCUUAAUCUUCGGCUCGCUAAUCCCCUGUGCUCUCUUCUACUUUCUCCAGUUCUACAUCAAACGACACCGUUCCAUUCCAUCUUCAUCUGCUUCGAAUCUUCCGUCGCCGUCCGGCUCGUCCGCCGACGUGGUUGAACUACCACGGACAUCUUCGCGGCUCAACUUGUCGGGUCGCGGGUCAAUCGGGCGGACCCACAUCUCCUCCCGCGCUAGCUCAAUUGCAAAGCCCAACGAUUCUGCUUACUAUAUUGGAUUAGAGAGGUUCCAGGAGGAUCCGUAUGAUGAAAUUGAUAACCCGGACGGGAUUAUAAAUCUCGGAUUAACUGAGAAUAGGGUAUCGUAUUACUACUACCUACGCUCAUCGUCCAGUUCAUUCAUUUUCUGCUCAUUUUUAAGUUCUAGAAUUGAAAUUCAAUGGGUUUCUGCUAUUUUCCUUCUUUUACUGUUCAAAGUUAUCUCUGGAUUUGAUUGAGAAGUGGCUUUCGACCAACUUCUGCGAUUCUGCACUUGGAAGUAUUGGUUUGAAUAUUAGCGGAAUUUCUGCCUACCAGAGUACCAGCCGUUUGAUGGACUGCGGGAGCUGAAAGUGGCCAUGGCAGAUUUCAUGUCUGAGGCAAUGGGAAGAGCAGUUUCAUUUAACCCAUCGCAAAUAGUAUGAACCUCUGGUGCAACUCCUGCCAUUGAGAUGUUAUUCUUUUGCUUAGCUGAUCCGGGGAGUGCUUUCCUCGUUCCUAAACCCUAUUACCCUGGGUUUGAUAGGGAUGUCAGAUGGAGAACUGCUGUGGAACUUAUUCCUGUACAUUGUCGUAGUUCAGAUGACUUUACACUGAGCAUGGCUGCUCUUGACCAAGCAUUUAACAAUGCCAGAAAGCGGGGUCAAAAAGUCCGUGGAAUACUCCUUUCCAACCCUUCCAAUCCUGUUGGCAGCCUCAUGACUAGAGAAUCUCUAUACAAUCUAUUAGAUUUUGCCAGAGAGAAAAAUAUCCAUAUAAUCUCUGAUGAAAUAUUUGCUGGCUCUAAUUACGGUGACAAAGAGUUUAUAAGCAUGGCUGAAAUUCUAGAAGAAGAAGAAGAAGAAGAAGACUCCGACAGAGAGAGGGUUCAUAUCAUAUAUGGACUAUCUAAAGAUUUUAGCCUUCCGGUUUUCGGGUCGGCUUAAUAUAUUCCUUUAACGAGAAUGUUCUAGCUGCUUCUAGAAGGUUAGCUAGGUUUUCGUCAGUUUCUGUUCUAACACAGAGAUUACUAGUCUCAAUGCUGUCAGACACUGGAUUUAUCCAGGAUUACCUAAAGGAGAACAAAGAGAGGUUGCGAAGAAUGUAUAAAUUGUUUAUUGCACAGUUAAAUGAACUAGGUAUCGAACACAUGAAGAGCAACGCAGGUUUGCAUUGUUGGGUGAACAUGAGUACAUUAAUCAAUCCUUACAAUAAAAAGGGGGAAAUUGAGUUAUGGGAAAAGCUAUUAAGUGUGGCUAAGAUUAAUGUGACUCCUGGAUCUGCUUGCCAUUGCAUCGAACAUGGAUGGUUCAGGUUUUGCUUUACAACGUUACAAGAGAAGGAUGUUCCUUUAGUUGCAGAAAGGAUUAGGAGAGUAAUCGUAAGCUGUAGACCUCCAGCUUAAAUUAGUUUAGGUUUAUUUUUUAUUUUUUAAUUGAAAGUUAUAUUUUUUUGCCAGCUUUUAUAGUUUAUCAUUUAUUCCUGUAUUGAUGAUGUAGACAGGAUCAGGGGCGAAACUAGUAAGGGGCUUGGAGGU